ACAUAUAAAAUACCUAAACAUAGUAGAGAUCUUCUUGUAAUACCCUACAACAUGAUCACAGAAUUGGAUACAGAUGAAGAACUAUCACAAACAAGUAAUCUCACACAAGAUGAUGAUUUAACAUUCGAUCUUACCUCAGGUACAACAUCAAAUGAUAAUACACAAACUCAGCCUUCACCUGCUAAAGCUAUUAGAUCAUCAUCCAAAUCAACUAGUGUACCACUAACAACUGAUCAACAGCAUAGCAAAAAACGACCUAAACUACAAGCACUCAAUACAGAAAGUACACCUAAUUCUGAAACUCCUAAUGAUGCAGCUACAUUACUAACUUCUAUUAUCACAAUAUCGGACACACCAAAUACUAAUAGGCUGACCUACAGCCAAAUUACCCAAAAGCAACUCAACAUACCCCAGUUUUCCCAAAUUGAUGACUCAGAAUGGGCAGACAUUCUGCACACAAAAAUUGUAGACAAGAUCAAUACACCAUUCGAUCAACAAACUUGGUCCUAUGAAGCAAUUGCGGAGGCACUUCAAACACCAACUGGAAUUCAUGACUUUAUUGAUUACAAACUAAUCACUAUGCCAACAGAAUUCACAAUCCCACCUGCAAUAUUCCUCAAAUUCAAAUACCUUGAUACCAGAUUCUUUACCACCUUUACUAAAAAUCCAAAUACCACUCCAGCACACCAAAAAGAAUAUACUAACCUAUAUAACAAUGCUUUAGCUAUAUACAAACAAACUAACCAAAUUACUUUUACAGAUGCAGCUACCC
Molecule: messenger RNA, 772 nt
Organism: Paraglomus occultum
Lineage: Eukaryota; Fungi; Glomeromycota; Glomeromycetes; Paraglomerales; Paraglomeraceae
Source: the annotation of a GenBank genome assembly